CCAAAUGCGCCUGCGCGCUGCGACGCCAACGCGGACGCGGUGCGGACUCGCAGAUAGUGAAGGCGGGUCGACAUGGCAGAAUCGGGGAGCGGGCAGACCGGAGAUGUUCUGUGCCUGUUUGAUGUGGACGGGACUCUCACCGAAGCCCGGCAGAAAAUCAGUCAGCCAAUGGAUGAAUUUAUGCAGCGUUUAAGAAAAAAAGUGAAAGUUGGAGUUGUGAGCGGUUCUGAUGUCGAAAAGAUUAAAGAGCAACUCGGAGAGGAGGUUCUUUCAAAAGCUGAUUACGUGUUUGCUGAAAAUGGGUUAGUUGCAUAUAAAGCUGGCAAACUUCUGGCUGUACAGAACAUCCAGAACCAUAUUGGUGAGGAAAUACUUCAGAACUUAAUCAACUAUUCUUUGAAUUAUAUGGCCAAGAUUAAGUUGCCAAGAAAAAGAGGCACCUUUGUUGAAUUCCGUAAUGGAAUGCUGAACAUCAGUCCAAUUGGUAGAAGCUGCAGCCAAGAAGAACGUAUUGAAUUCUUUGAACUUGAUAAAAAAGAAAAAAUCAGAGAAAGAUUUGUGGCUGAUUUACAAAGAGAAUUUGCAGGGAAAGGGCUCACUUUUUCUAUAGGUGGGCAGAUCAGCUUUGACGUGUUUCCGGAUGGGUGGGAUAAGCGAUACUGUCUGGGAAUCCUCGAGAAAGAUAACUUAAAGACCAUCCACUUUUUUGGGGAUAAAACUUCACCAGGAGGGAACGAUUAUGAAAUCUACAUUGAUGCAAGGACUAUUGGUCAUUCUGUGACGUGCCCAGGAGACACUAGGAGGAUUUGUGAUGAACUGUUUUUCAACUCAAGUGCCAGUACUCAAUCAUAAAGUUGUGGAUGUUGGAAAUGCCAAAGACGACUCAUUUUCCAAUGUGAAGUAAAUACUUGAAUUAUAUCUACAAUGUCUAGCACUUGUAACUAUUUGUACAGUAAUCCUGCACAACAAAAAAUCACUACAUUUUGAUGGAACAAGAUCUGACUGUUAAUAGAAGAUUCUUUCAACGGACCUUUAAAGUAGAAUCUUGCAUAGAUAUUAAACUUAGAUUGACUGACUAAAAGCAAUUAGAAACUAUUUACUUUAUAACAUAGGCAGGGAAUUAAUGUAAUGAAUAAAUUAUUACACCCUGUCCAAAAUGACAUUUCCUUUUUACAGGGGGGAAAAAAAACAGCUAAAUUACAAAUCAGGACCAAAGUUGUCAACAAGAAUAACAAACACUGUUACUUGUAUCUCAACAUAGAAUUUAGUUUUUAGAUUUGCUUAGCAUAUGCGUGCUGGUCACAGGGAAGGAUGGUGUAUGCUGCAAGAAAUUCUACUGUAGUAGUUUUGAUCAUGCCCAAUGUUGAUAGACUUUAAUAACAAUCAUACAAAUCAUUGUUAUGCAGUGGUCAUUUAUCAUGAGUUUUUAAACUGAUGUUGACUGUUCUGUUGUUUCAUAAUUAAAUAUUUGGGACCACAGUUACUGGUUAAAAUCUUCUUUCAGGCUGAAUUGGUUUUUAGCUGUAAGAAUGGCUGUCAAUUUACAACUGUUCUACCUCCAGACAUGUGCAUGUGAAAUAGACUAAUAAAAACUGUAUCCAACCUUUUUCAUUCCAUACGAUGUAAAAGCAAUAUCUUCAUCACUAUAUAAAUUUUAAUGGAAACAGCUAGUCAUAAAUUCAACAUAUGACGUUGUGUCAUGUGACACUGGUUUAUGUCAUGACUGUAAUGAGAAAGAUCUAUAAUAGAUUUAAUUAGUUUGCAAGUUUGAUUCUGUAAACUAUGACAUUUAAUUCUGUGCACUUCAAGGCUUUAAUUUCCAAAAAAAAUAUUUAAAAUAUCAUGUAGCUUAUAUUCCAAGAAAAAUUGACUGUAGUCAUGUAGUUUAGAAAAGUUGCUCAAGGAGAAAAGCAUAACCAAAAUGUAUACAUGAAAUAAUGUCCUUUCUUUAUAAACCUUUAAUCUGCUGCACUAUGGAUUGCAGUUCUUUACAUGUAAUGUUUCAGUUAAUCAUUUAGAUAUCAAAGAUGUUGCUAAAGCUCCCAUUCAAAGCCAUGGCUUCACCUCACUCUUUUUUACAAGCGCAUUUGAUUUUUUGAAGUUGUGAACUUGGCCAGUAAACGUGGUGCAUUUUGGCAGCUCCACUGAGCCACUAGAUAAUGGAGUGAUCAUUCAGGCUGGAGAGUAGAUUGCCAGUGAGUAGGUUAGAUUGCCCUAGACUGUGUUGGGAAUUCAAUGUUAGAAUCAUGGAGCCACAGCAGAGAAACAGGCCCUUUGGCCCAUAUAGUCCAUGCCAAACUAUUAAUCUGCCUAAAUCCCACUGAUCUGCACCUAGCCCAUAGAUCUCCAUAUUCCCCUCUCAUCCACAUACCUAUCCUAACUUCUCUUAAGUGUUACAAUUGAACCUGCAUCUACCACUUCUGGCAGCUUGUGCCACACUCUCAACACCCUCUGAGUGAAGAAGUUCCUUUUAAAAUAUUUCACCUUUCACCCUUAACUAUGACAUCUAGUUCUAGUCUGACCUGACCUCAGUGACAAAAGCCACUUGCAUUUAGCCUAUCUAUACCCCUCAUAAACUUGAACAAACCUCCUUUCACUCUCCUGUGAUCCAGGAAAUAAAGUCCUAACUAUUCAAUCUUUCCCUAUAGCUCAAGUUCCAACAACAUCCUUAAGUUUUCUCUGCACUCUUUCAAUCUCUGAAGACAUGUUCUUCAGCCAAAAUGUUUGAUCUCCAACAACCAUCAUUUACUUUUUUUCUGAGGUUUAUGCCAGCUGCUUGAAUUAUCUGUUUUACAUGUACAAUCUGAAAAUAAGUAGUAACCAAAAUAGCAUAGCUUAUCUGCCCAACAUCUUAUUCUGUCCUUUGUUUUAAUAAGAUACAGCUGGAAGAAUGUCUUACCUCUCUUACCAGUAGCAUGGAGGAAUUUGAAGUAUCUGGAAAAGUGAGCAGACCUGAAAUUUGCAACCAGCCAUAAGGAAAAUAUUGAUUUUGUAUCAAAAGUUCAAUUCAGUUUCUGUAUUAAAUAGUGAAACAUUUUGAAACAAGGAUUCAAUUCUCAUUUCAAGCAUUAUCCUUCAACUUCAGAAAAUUCUGAAAUGUGAUAUCAUUCACAUCAACAAUAUUUGUAUUCAUUAGUUGCACAUAAAAUUUGCACUUGAAUUUUUCCUUCGAGAGAAAGUCCUCGUGAUGACAAGACCAAUUACAAUUAAGAUAAACAACUGAAGAGAAUGCAUAUUCCCUCAAGGUGGUUAAUCUUCUAUCCCGCUUUUCUUGCCUUGUCACUGUACAUCUCUCCCCAUUGACAUAUAACAAACCCUCUACAGUGCAGCACCUGUUCUAAAAUUGUCCAUCAUAUUAGAUGUCAAUGAUUUAGGUUUUUCCAUCAAGAUUUAUAACCCAUCACUGAGCUUGGAAAAACUGUCCACAAAUCUCCAGCUUCAGUAUUCUUAUGUGACUUUAAAUAUGUUAAAAAAAAUGAGGCCACACUUGAAAUGUUGUACUAAACAGGCUAUUACACACACACACACACACACACACACAGAGUGAGGAUUAGUUUGGGUAGAUAUCCACUCUUUCCCCUUUGGUAGGAGUGUGUAAAAUGAGAAGGCACGGGUAUAAAGUGAGAGGGGAGAGAUCUGAGGAUAUAUUUUUCACACAAAGAGUUGGUACUUAGAAUGAACUGUCAGAGGGGGUAGUAGAAAAAGAAACAAUAACAUUCAAGGCAUCUUUGUAGUUGUUUGAGUAAAACCGAGUGAAACUAUAUAAAUAGACAUGAUAGUUGGCACAGGCUCAGUGGGGAACUCGGUGGCUUCCAUUAGCAAGUAGCAGGGUAAUUGGCAACUCAAAAUUGGAAGGAAUCUCAAACAUUAUAGCAGGGAGCUGAAAGCAUUAAAUAGUAUUUAAACACCCUUUGGAGAAAAAAAAUAAUUCAAUUGUCACAUUUGGCUAAUUUUACCCUAUAUGUGUUAAAAAAAAAUGAAAUAACCUACAGAACUAAACUACUUUUCUGAGUGAAUACCAUUAUUGGAGUGGAAGAAUUUUAUAUAAUAAUAAAUAACAAUAAA
This is a messenger RNA of Mobula hypostoma (lesser devil ray), 4065 nucleotides long. RefSeq names its product phosphomannomutase 2 (gene pmm2). Gene Ontology annotation, biological process: mannose metabolic process; protein N-linked glycosylation; GDP-mannose biosynthetic process. Bases 73 to 852 code for a protein of 259 amino acids. The record is from RefSeq and is a predicted model, not a curated record. Lineage: Eukaryota; Metazoa; Chordata; Chondrichthyes; Myliobatiformes; Myliobatidae. Gene Ontology annotation, cellular component: cytosol. Gene Ontology annotation, molecular function: phosphomannomutase activity. The transcript is spliced from 8 exons.